AGGAACUAAUCACCUACGUCAUAUCAGGCCACCAAUCAGUUGUGUAUUAAACAAAAUAUAAAUCUUGAGUUAUCUCGCUUUUUUAUCAGUCUUUGUUGGGAAAUUCUCAGACGGACUUUUGGUUAAAGAACUUCUUGACAACAUGUCGCAGGAAGCAGCUAAAGGUGAUGCACCAGGAAGACUGAGUCCGCUGAAACAGGCCGCUGCAAAAGUGCAAAAGAUUUGCGAUCAGGUAUCACUAAACUAGCAUAAUGAGGCAACUCCCUCAUGAAAUCUCAUUUCUUUCUCCGCUUAACUUCGAAAUGCCUUGUUUGGCGAUAGCGGACAACCCGCGUAACCCGAGCUGGAAAGCACACUGCGUAAGUAUUAUCGUGAGCAUCAAGUUAAUACGCGAUCUUUUAAGGCAUACGGACUGAUUUUGAAUACGAAAAAUGAUGUACUGAGUUAUUUAACCUAGAAAUAUCAGUUAUAUAUUUUCCUUGUUUCUCUGUGUCGUUUUCUUCAGUUGGUUUGAGCAAAAUACGACAGCGCGCUUGAAAAUUGCCAUCUACGAGAAAGGUGACACUCGGAGGGAAGACAGAAACAUUAUAUUUCCAGCUUGGGCUGUCUGUGCUGAGCUUUGUGAACAAACGUCAUGAACGGUUAAAUUAUUGCCAGUAUGUUUGAUGCGAUAGAAGUACAUUUGGUUGUAAUCAUGGUAACAAUUAAUGUUCCAAACCCCCGACUUUUGUGAUUAAAAAUGAAGAAAACAAGGGAAAAAAGGAGUGGAAGGCUUCCAGCCGGAAUAUUAACGUUCACUGUAUUGUUGCCAAGUAAAACCUCAAUAUAACGAAGGGCCAAAGGACAGGCAAUAUAUGUUCGCUUAGACAAGGUUUCGUUUUAUCGAGGUUCUUUUAAUUCAUAUAUUUUAUUAUUACUGGGGUAAGAACAACCGCUCGUUAUACCGAGGACUUCGAUACAUCGAGGUACCACUUUAAAUAGAUAGAUGGCACCAUCACAGCAGAGGUGGGCGAGGUAUAGUUAGGGCGCAUAUAACUGGGGUUUUACGGUAUAUAUUUCACACCUCUUUGUUAACAAGGUGAAAAAUAACUUCAAAUUGUCUCCCCAAAAGGUGAAGCCCCAAGCAGAGAAAAUGGCAGGGCAACAAUUUCCAGAAUUUAAAGCCAUAUCAUAUAAAACUCAAGUUGUAGCUGGAAUAAAUUACUUCAUUAAGGUUAGUCAAAAACGUUCCACACCUACCCCUUCCCUAAGCCAACAUUAACACUUGCUUCUCACUUAGAAGAAAGUUAAGUCAAGCGUUGUCUGUUUCCAUAAUCACUAAUAUUCUCAUAACACAGUAUUCCAGUCAAACGGUCUGCCCGGUCGAUGAGGAUCAAUAGUUUAAAAAUGAGGUUUUGUGAAGACAUUGUCAACAACAGCCCUACACUUCGCCUUCAACUUAACGCUUUCGGACGUGAGCAAUGGUGCAGGGUCACUGUGAAAGAUUUCACCCCAUAUAAGGGAAUCCGGAUUGCGGAAUCCGAUAGAUUUUUGCUCCUGGAAUCCAGAAUCCAAGCUCCAGUGACAAAGUCAGGAAUCCAGUACCUGGAAUCCGAAAUCAACGGCGUGGAAUCCAGAAUCCAAGACUGUCUUGUAUUCCCUUACAUGGGGUGGAAGAUUCUUCAGAGAAGGGUACAGCUUAG
Porites evermanni is the source of this 1682-nucleotide messenger RNA. Lineage: Eukaryota; Metazoa; Cnidaria; Anthozoa; Scleractinia; Poritidae. The record is from the annotation of a GenBank genome assembly.